Coturnix japonica (Japanese quail) is the source of this 1696-nucleotide messenger RNA. RefSeq names its product chromosome 3 C6orf58 homolog (gene C3H6orf58). NCBI's taxonomy places the organism in Eukaryota, Metazoa, Chordata, Aves, Galliformes, Phasianidae. The record is from RefSeq and is a predicted model, not a curated record.
UUGGUCACAAACCUCCAUGAUGUACCCCUACUUUUCCAUAAAGACUCUUCUUCUCAUAGUAGUUGUUGCCUUGAAUCCAGCAGCCGCCACAGCACAGAGUCGCACGGAUACCAAUGGAGGAGAUAUCUAUCCCCCACUGUGGGACUUUGCUCCUGAAGACCUUCUGGAUUUCCCAGUUAAGGACAACAAAAUUGUCAUAAAUCCUUGGAACUAUCGAGAGAGACUGGGAGUGUAUAAGAGCUUGCUAAAGGCUUCAGCCAAAUAUUUUAUGGCAUUUGGAUCCCAAAAUUCUGGCAACAUUCUCUGGGGAUUACCAUUGCAGCAUGGGUGGCAAUUUCGUACAGGUAGAUUAGCAGAUCCUACCAAUGGGACUUCCUGUGGCCACAGAAACCUGUGUGUAUCUGUGAGAAGUUGGUGGUCCUGUAUGAAUUACUACCUGGCUAUCAUACCCUUUUUGGGUGCAGUGGAAGCUGGCCUCUUUGGAGAGUUGCAGUAUGAGGUAGAAAUGCUGCCACCAGGGGACCGAAGAGAGGAUUUCUGCUAUAGUGUUGGUGACUGCCAUUCUCGCAUCCCCAAGCUCAUGGAUGAGUGGAAGGCUUACUUUGAAUAUCUGCUGUCUACAGAGCAAAGAGCCACGAUCCCGGGAAAGUCCUCCUCCUUUGUGAUGGAUGAUGCUCUCCACCACAUGUGGAAGGCACAUGUUGCCUCCAUUGCUUAUGCACUGCCCAAAUUCCAGGACAGCUUAAAAUAUCUCGCUGAUCCAGAAGCAAAUUUUGGUGCAGACUGGGCUAAUGGUGUAGAUUUCAUUGCAGCCACACAUUUUUCUACAGAUUUGCAGACCACAAACAACUUCCAGGCUUUCCUGCCCCAGAGGAUGCUUGUUGAAAGCGAUGUCCUUCCAUUCAUCAGUGACUUCAGUUCACAGCAAAACAGAGUUCUGCUAUCACUGAGAGCUCUUAACAAAGCAAAUCGAUUAACAGGAGGACUGCUGCUGAAGCUCUGGCAAAAGGCAAUGUCUACUGAAGCAGCAAGAAAAAUUGGCCGAAAACUGAUUGAGGACUUGGCUUCCAGUCCGAGUUUUGACCAUUGGGAAUAUACAGUGAUUUGAAAGGAGCUGAUUUCACAGCACCCUCUUUCAUGAGAAAAAGCAGUUCCAACACUGAUUGAUUUAAUUUUUUAGCAGUUAUGUAUCUGGUAAACUGGUCUUGGUAAUUUCUUACAGCAGGAUUUCCUGAGUAGCCAUGUGGGCAUCUCUCUUAUAUUGAAUCAAUAUUUUUAUCCUUAAUUUUUUUUUUUUUUAAAUUAGCUCAUUUGUUUAACUCAUUUCCUUAUUAAUAAAAUGCCUCACAGAAAAUCUGAUUUUAUUACUUUUUUAGACUUCAUAAAUGAUGUAUCAUUAUUGGAGAUAAAAUUGAAGGCAACUUAUAUUCAGUUUCAGACUGCUUUCUUUCCCCUGUAUACAGUGAUCCCAGCAGAUGUGUACUCAGGUCCAUGAUGAUCUAACUGAUAAUCUUCCAAAACUUUUCUUUGAGUUGUGAUCCAAAGCCAGAGCUUUGACAGUUUCCUACUGAAGUUGCUGUUCCUACUGAGCAGCUGCAAUUAAAGUUUUUAGGCUUUUAAAAUUACAUACUUCAGUACAGAUGGAUUCCUUCUCUAAGAUGCUAUGCAACAGGUAAGUGCUGCACCUGAUGCUCAG